ACUGAGCAGCAGCUUGUGUUGUUUUUUAAGAUGAAAAUGUGACGUUGACAUUGACAACCUCUGGCGUAGGGUCGGCUAUAUAAAGAACGGGAAGCUUUGGGAAUGUUCAGUUGAGUCGACUUUUACGCAGCAUGGAGAGAUCUGUGCGCAGUGUCGUCGUGUUCGUGGCAGUGUCCACACUCAUCGCGUGCCACUCAACGGAGGCGUGGUACAAGCAGCCAACCGGCCCGAGCUACUACUCCGUGGGCAGAGCUUCAGGUUUGCUCUCCGGGAUCCGCAGGUCGUAUGUCCGCAGGUCUCAGGAGCAAGCUCUCGGCCAAGAGACGACAGAUCCGACCGGGAAUAGCGUUCCAGACUUGCUCGGGCAGCAGACACCUGUCCUGAAAAAUAUGGCUGUUUGUGUGAAAGACAUAAGUCCGUCUUUACGGAGUUGUGAACUUGUCGCGGACGGCUCGUCAGUAUUGAGGUGCAAAGCGGAUGUUUUCAUCUCCCUAAACGCACUGGAUUGCCUGGACUGAGGACUAGCUGCGCGCUUCAGCACCGUUUCGUUUCUUGCAUCCCUUUUAACGCCGUUUCCCCCACGCAACACCAAGCAACAGGACUUGAACUGUGUGCAAGGUAUCAAACACACUAUGUGAUUACUGACUAUGUGAUUACAGCAUCACAAAUGUGAAUUUAUUUUGUCUGA
Molecule: messenger RNA, 688 nt
Organism: Engraulis encrasicolus (European anchovy)
Lineage: Eukaryota; Metazoa; Chordata; Actinopteri; Clupeiformes; Engraulidae
Product: neuropeptide B-like
Exons: 2
Coding region: 132-518 (128 amino acids)
Biological process (GO): feeding behavior; G protein-coupled receptor signaling pathway
Molecular function (GO): G protein-coupled receptor binding
Source: RefSeq, a predicted model, not a curated record